AUGGCGGCUAAGGCGUCUAGGGCACUAGGGGCCUUGCAGGCCAGCAGUGCACGCUUGACUGCCGUGUGGUGUGCACGGUUCGGCCUUGACCUGCGGCUGUUGGGCACGGCAAGAAGCCUGCGGGCGGGAUCUGCGAUGUGGGCCCAGGGCUGGACACCCGCGGCCAGGGUAGCUACCCUGAGCAGGGGCUACAGCUCUGAGGUGAAGGCGGAGGACGAGUUGCGGGUGCGGUACCUGGAGGACGAAUAUAGAGGAAUUGUGGUGCUUGGAAUAAACAGAGCUUAUGCCAAAAAUGCAAUAAGUAAAAAUCUUAUAAAAAUGCUGUCAAAGGCUGUGGAUGCUUUAAAAACUGAUAAGAAAGUACGGACCAUAAUAAUCAGAAGUGAAGCCCCAGGGAUAUUUUGUGCUGGUGCUGACCUUAAGGAAAGAGUCAAAAUGCAUUCCAGUGAAGUUGGUCCUUUUGUCUCCAAAGCAAGAGCAGUGAUUAAUGAAAUAGCUAACCUUCCAGUGCCUACUAUUGCAGCCAUAGAUGGACUCGCAUUAGGUGGUGGUCUUGAACUGGCUUUAGCAUGUGAUAUAAGAGUGGCAGCUUCCUCUGCAAAAAUGGGCCUGGUAGAAACAAAGUUGGCAAUUAUUCCUGGUGCAGGAGGGACGCAGAGAUUACCACGCACUAUUGGAAUGUCCUUGGCAAAGGAGCUCAUCUUUUCUGCACGCGUAUUAGAUGGCCAGGAAGCCAAAGAAGUAGGCUUGAUCAGCCAUGUUCUAGAGCAGAACAAAGAAGGGGAUGCUGCCUACAAAAAGGCGUUGGACCUAGCAAGAGAAUUUUUACCUCAGGGACCUAUCGCAAUGAGAGUGGCAAAAUUAGCAAUUAAUCAAGGGAUGGAGGUUGAUUUAGUAACUGGAUUAGCUAUAGAAGAAGCUUGUUAUGCUCAGACCAUUCCAACAAAAGACAGACUUGAAGGUCUUCUUGCUUUUAAAGAGAAAAGACCCCCUCGUUAUAAAGGAGAAUAG
Messenger RNA from Chrysochloris asiatica (Cape golden mole), 1011 nucleotides. RefSeq names its product AU RNA binding protein/enoyl-CoA hydratase (gene AUH). Bases 1 to 1011 code for a protein of 336 amino acids. Gene Ontology annotation, molecular function: enoyl-CoA hydratase activity. Gene Ontology annotation, biological process: fatty acid beta-oxidation. The record is from RefSeq and is a predicted model, not a curated record. Gene Ontology annotation, cellular component: mitochondrion. The transcript is spliced from 10 exons. NCBI's taxonomy places the organism in Eukaryota, Metazoa, Chordata, Mammalia, Afrosoricida, Chrysochloridae.